CGUGCGCUUUGCACCGUCACCCGACGCUGCCAUUUGUAUGGGCAGCCAAACGCUGGCGAGAGGCGCCCUCUCCAUCUCCCGAGCCCACCUGCCGCCGGCGCGCGCCUCCCCCUGCGCCCGCGACCACUACCUCUCCGCUGCCGCCGCGCGCGUCCUGCGUCUCGAAGCCCCCGCCGCCGCCUCGGCUACGUACCUAUGGAACAGGGUGCUCGGCCUCCUCUGCUCAGGCCGCGGCGGGUCGACCCACCUCGCGCGCAGGGUGUUCGACGCAAUGCCCGAACGGGACGCCGUCUCGUACAACACCUUGAUCGCCUGCCUCUCCCGCGCCGGACGCGGGCACGCGGAGCGCGCGCGCUCCUACGAGCGGAUGCUCCGCGAGGACGGCGUCAGGCCCACCGGGACAACCCUCUCGGCUCUCCUUGCUCUGAGUGGCGGCGGCGGCGGCGACGCGGCUAGCCGCGGCUUUUUCCGGCAGGUGCACGCCCACGCGGUGCGGCUCGGGCUCUGCUCGAACGCAUUCGUGGGGAGCGCUCUGGUGCAGGCGUACGAGCGGUGCGGGGACGCAGACGCCGUCGGCGGCGUGUUUGAGGAGAUCGAAGAGCCGGACGUGGUGUGCUGGAACGUCAUGAUCGACGCGUGCACGCGUCGUGGAAGCGUGCGGCGUGCUGUGGAGGUGCUGUCCAGAAUGUGCAGGGGCGGAGGUGUCGCUGACGGCUUCACGCUGGCGAGCAUCCUGAAGGCGUGCUUCCGCAGCGAGGACCUGGGGCUUGGCAUGCAGCUACACGCAUGCGCGUGGAAGGUUGGCUUCGAUUCAGAGACGGUAACAUGCAAUGCUCUCAUCACGAUGUACUUGAAAUGUGGUGGAAGGGUGAGUUCAGCUGUCGACGUCUUUGACUGGAUGUUGGAGCCAAACAUAAUCUCUUGGACGGCCAUGAUUGCUGGGUUGGUGCAGAAUGGCUUUGCCAUGGAAGCGGCAGGCUUUUACAAACAAAUGGUGAGGGUUGGGGAUAAGGAGAAUGAUUUCUGCUUCACUAGUGUGCUCUCUGCUUUCGGCGCCCUUGCGAGUCUGGAGCAUGGCAAGAUGGUGCAUUGUCGCGCUGUGAAGACCGGGUUUUGCUUUGAUAUGAUCCUUGGGAACGCCCUUCUUGACAUGUACUUCAAGUGUGGCAGCUCUGCAGAUGCUCAAUUUGUGUUUGACACGAUGUGGACAUAUGAUGUGGUGUCGUGGACAGCUAUGAUUGUUGGGUAUGGGCGGCAUGGUGAGGCUAGAAAAGCUGUUGACUGCUUUGGAGCAAUGGUUGAUGGAGGGUUUAGGCCAGACGGCAUCACAAUUCUUGCGGUCCUUUCUGCUUGUAGCCAAGGAGGCCUUGUGGAUGAAGGCCUCUCCAUUUUCCACUCCAUGGCUGAUGAACAUGGCAUUGAACCACAGAGAGAGCAUUAUGCAUGCUUGGUGUAUCUGCUAGGCCAUGCUGGGAGGCUAAAAGAAGCAGAAAAGCUGAUCAGAAAGAUGGGAUUGCAACUUGACUCAUUUGCAUGGGAGUCACUGCUGGGUGCUUGCGGAAUACAUGGAGAAGUCGAGCUGGGGAAGAGGUCGGCAGGGAAGGUCAUGGAGCUGGAGCCAUGGAAGGAUGAGCCGUUUGUCUUACUGUCGAACAUGUAUGCUGAGCAAUGCCAAUGGCGCGAAAAGGAGAUGUUGAGAGAGAGGCUUAACUACAGCAAUGUCAGGAAGGAUGCUGCUCUCAGCUGGUUUCCAGUUUCAGAAGCAAAUUAAACACCUCAUGUGGUUCUGUGCGGUCACUCAAUUUAUGGAAAGGCGAGGAAAAACAGAGGGGAUGAACUCCACGCACUUACUGAAUUCACACAGAGCUAGAGCAUCAGAAAUCUUUAGUCAGCUCGUGAGGAUUUACAGAUGCAAGGGCACAAGCAGUUCACACGUGGAGAAACAGAAGCUACAAUUGUCAAGAGCCACCGUUUCUCCGCAGCCUACAUGAACGAGAGAAGGCAUGCUCUGUUAGAAACCAACUCUUGUGUCUUGGAGUCCAGCGGCCAAGUUCAACAUUCAGGCGCCUGUUGUUAGUCGUUGAUUCAAUUAUACAAACAUGUAACUUCAUUUGGAGUUGUUGUAACAAUGUAAUUUUUUGAUGAAAAAACUGUACAUUUUAGGGUA
Molecule: messenger RNA, 2167 nt
Organism: Phragmites australis (common reed)
Lineage: Eukaryota; Viridiplantae; Streptophyta; Magnoliopsida; Poales; Poaceae
Product: pentatricopeptide repeat-containing protein At2g22070-like
Exons: 2
Coding region: 38-1771 (577 amino acids)
Biological process (GO): RNA modification
Molecular function (GO): RNA binding; protein binding
Source: RefSeq, a predicted model, not a curated record